Molecule: messenger RNA, 694 nt
Organism: Sitophilus oryzae (rice weevil)
Lineage: Eukaryota; Metazoa; Arthropoda; Insecta; Coleoptera; Curculionidae
Gene: mtSSB
Product: single-stranded DNA-binding protein, mitochondrial
Exons: 3
Coding region: 189-629 (146 amino acids)
Biological process (GO): mitochondrial DNA replication; positive regulation of helicase activity
Cellular component (GO): mitochondrial nucleoid
Molecular function (GO): single-stranded DNA binding
Source: RefSeq, a predicted model, not a curated record
UUAACAUGUCAAAUCAAUUGUCAAAUUAAUUAUUAACCUAAAAAAGUUUUUCAAUUUUUUAACGUUCAUGAUAUCGGGAAAAUUAUUUAUUUUGUUUAAAGUUUGGAAAGUCUACUAAACAAUAAAAAUAUAAUACACAGUGCGGUGCUUUUAAUAAGGUUUUUUUAUAUUUGUUUUUUACUUCUAAAAUGUCAUUUACCAAAGUACGACCAUUGAGUACCCUACGCACUUUCCAAGCUUUUAACGCACAGUGUAGGCGACAUCUUACAAACAACUCAACCCCAGAAGAACCUGCAAAACUCGAAAAAACAAUCAAUAAUGUCACACUCUUGGGCAGAGUAGGAGCAGAACCACAGAAAAAGGGAUCAGAUCAAUUUCCGAUUGCAGUAUUUUCGUUAGCGACUCAUACAAAUUACCGCUACGAAUCAGGGGAAUUCUUACAAAGAACAGAAUGGCAUAGAAUAGUGUGUUUUAAACCUGGCUUAAGAGAGACAGUGUUAACUUAUCUAAAAAAAGGCCAACGAGUUCAUGUAAGUGGAAAGUUGAUAUACGGUGAGGUAAAACAAGGAGAUGGUAGUACAAAAAAUACAACAUCCAUAGCGGCCGAUGAUAUUAUAUUUUUUCAAUAAAGAACUGUAAUCUCAAUAUACCUUGUACAAAAAUAUUAAAAGAAACGUAGCUUUAUUUUUAAACA